Messenger RNA from Vanessa tameamea, 1062 nucleotides. Its product is annotated as pseudouridylate synthase TRUB2, mitochondrial. Gene Ontology annotation, biological process: RNA processing; pseudouridine synthesis. Gene Ontology annotation, molecular function: pseudouridine synthase activity; RNA binding. NCBI's taxonomy places the organism in Eukaryota, Metazoa, Arthropoda, Insecta, Lepidoptera, Nymphalidae. The record is from RefSeq and is a predicted model, not a curated record. The transcript is spliced from 5 exons. The coding region runs from base 77 to 997 and encodes 306 amino acids.
AACAUCAAGCAAUUAUCAAAGAGUUUGUUUUUAUUUGUAUUGUAACACAGUAUCAUGUGUAAAAAAUAAUAUAAAAAUGGUUCAAAUUAAAGAUGCUGCUCUUGCUUACAAAAUCUUGAAUGGAUUAAUUUGCGUUUAUAAGCCUGCCUGCGUAUCUGUACGUCAAGUGCAACAUAAAAUUUUAACUAACCUAUGUAGAGAUCUCAAUGAUUUGCCAGACAGGCCUCAGGAAAAAAGAGUCGAGAUAGUGGGAGCCACCAAUGCUCCUAUGAAAGUUAAGUUACUUCCAAACUUCGCUGACGAUCCCUUAGUCUGUGGACCCCGAUACAUACAGAAGGAUUUUCGGUGCAGCUGGGCGACACACUUAGGUCUCUUCAGUAGUGGAAUUUUAUUAUUAGGUAUCAAUGAUGGAACCAAGCUUACUUACCUUCUAAAUACAGCAAGACUAACAAGAGCUUUUAAAGUUCAUGGUCAGCUUGGAAAAGCAACAGAUACUUACUUUUGGAAUGGACGAACAAUGGAGAGAUCCACAUAUGGUCAUGUCUCUCGGGAAAAGAUCGAUAGGAUUGUUGCAAACAUGCAAGCAGCUCACCAGAAGACUAUGUAUGAGUUAUCUGGACUUCACAUAGACUCUCAGACUACAUAUGAGAUGGCGUCACAAGGACUGAUCAGACCAGCAAACAACAAAUUACCUGUUGUAUAUGGGAUUAAAUGUAUCCAUUUUGCUCCACCUAAUUUUACUUUGGAAGUGCAAUCUGUGAACGAAUAUGACAAAUAUCUUUGGACACUAAUUCAUGAUUUAGGAGUGCAAUUAAAGUCAACGGCUCAUUGUACUGGAGUACAGUGUAUCAGGCAUGGCAAAUUUGAUAUUCCAUUAGCACUUUUACGGAAGCAUUGGACUUUAGAACAUAUUUUGAACAACAUGGAUGAAUGUCGCCAACUACUUGAAGAAAAUGAAAAUUUAUUAAAACCAAAAUCAGCAACAUUAAGUGUUUAAAGUUGAAGACAUUAUAAAAAUAAAUAUUAAUUUAAGUAGGUAGAAGUAAAUAAUAUUCAAAUUUA